CCGGAGCCCCUGCUCAACCAUGACCCAAAGCUGCAGACCCUCCGGCCCUGCCCUGGCCUCCAUCCUGCUGACCGUGCUGCUGGGUGGCCCCGUGCUGGCCUCCAAGAUCGUGGGUGGCCGGCGGGCGCAGCCCCACGCGUGGCCCUUCAUGGUGUCCCUGCAGCGGCGUGGAGGCCACUUCUGUGGCGGCACCCUGGUGGCCCCGAACUUCGUCAUGUCGGCCGCGCACUGUGUGAAUGGCAUAAACUUCCAGACAGUGCAGGUGGUGCUGGGGGCGCACAACCUGGGCCGGCGUGAGCCCACCAGGCAGCUGUUCAGCGUCCAGCAAGUCUUUGAAAACGGCUUCGAUGCCCAGCAGCUGCUGAAUGACAUCGUGCUUCUGCAGCUCAACGGGUCAGCCACCAUCAACGCCAAUGUGCAGGUGGCCAGCCUGCCUGAGCAGGGCCAAGGUGUGGGUAACGGGGUACAGUGCCUGGCCAUGGGAUGGGGUCGGCUGGGCACAAACCAGCCGCCACCCAGAAUCCUCCAGCAGCUCAACGUGACCGUGGUGACAUCCCUCUGCCGCCCCACGAACGUGUGCACCCUGGUGCCCCGCCGCCGCGCGGGCAUCUGCUUUGGGGACUCCGGCGGGCCCCUGGUCUGCAACGGGCUGAUCCACGGGAUCGACUCCUUCAUCAGAGGGAGCUGUGGCUCCGGCUUCUUCCCAGACGCCUUUGCCCCCGUCGCGCAGUACGCAAGCUGGAUCAACUCCAUCAUCCGCAGCCACAGCGGCCGCCCGCCUCUCCACCCCGCGGGCCCUGCAAGUAGGAGCCACUAGAAAGGGCUGCCCCAGUCACCCCACCCCACCUGCCCCUGGCCGGGCCCAUCCAUGCUGCCUUAUGCAGCAUCUGGCAGAAUAAAAACCUUCUCUGUUUUGUAGAA
This is a messenger RNA of Myotis daubentonii (Daubenton's bat), 921 nucleotides long. It is a transcript of the gene ELANE, whose product is annotated as elastase, neutrophil expressed. The record is from RefSeq and is a predicted model, not a curated record. NCBI's taxonomy places the organism in Eukaryota, Metazoa, Chordata, Mammalia, Chiroptera, Vespertilionidae. Gene Ontology annotation, biological process: acute inflammatory response to antigenic stimulus; phagocytosis; proteolysis. Gene Ontology annotation, molecular function: serine-type endopeptidase activity.